GCUCCCAAACAAUCAAAGCUUCAGACUGGAUGACAGGAAAAACAACUUGGAAUUUACAAAUGUACAAAUCUCGGACUCGGGUGUGUACCACUGCAUCAGUUGUGUGGCUCAUCAGAUCCAGUUCUUGGCGACUGUUUAUGUGACCGUUAAGAAUUUCAGUUCAGGACUUUGGAUUGAUCAAAUGGAGUUGGAGACAGUGAAACCAGGAAUCUCUUUGGUUCUGAACUGUAAAGUUCAUUUUGGAACAUGUGCAGGAGAAUACAGGGUUCACUGGUUCAAACAGUCUGAAGAGUCUGCAGCAGGAGUCCUGUACAGUCAUGGAGGCAGCAGUGAUCAGUGUGACAACAACACCAACACUUCAACCAACUCCUGUGUGUACAGCCUCCCCAUACACAAUGUGAGCUCAGAGCAGACUGGGACCUACUACUGCGCUGUGGACGCCUGUGGACAAGUCCUGUUUGGGAACGGGACCAGGGUCAAUAUGAAGGCCACAGUCGACCCUGUUUUCUACAUCCUGACUGGAGCUCUGGUGUUCACCUCGGUCUUGGUUGUGUUUCUAGUUUUCUCAUUGUUCGUUGUGAUGAAGAAAAACAAAAGACAGAAUACAGCUCCGGCGUGUGAGGACAGCGAGACAUUAUCUACAAGAGGAAACACAGAGACUGAUCCAGACCACCUCCAUUACGCUGCUUUGAGCGUCAACAUGAAGUCCAGGAGACAGAGGAACACUGACCCAUGUGACUGUGUGUACUCCAGGGGGCAGCACCAACUCUACGAGUCUGUGAUGAGACUGGGCUCUUAA
This is a messenger RNA of Boleophthalmus pectinirostris (great blue-spotted mudskipper), 799 nucleotides long. RefSeq lists its product as uncharacterized. Gene Ontology annotation, biological process: response to bacterium. Lineage: Eukaryota; Metazoa; Chordata; Actinopteri; Gobiiformes; Gobiidae. Bases 182 to 799 code for a protein of 205 amino acids. The record is from RefSeq and is a predicted model, not a curated record. The transcript has 5 exons.